AUGGACGGCUACCAUUUGUCACGUGCCCAACUCGACGCCAUGCCCGACCCCACAACCGCACACGCGCGAAGAGGCGCAGCAUUCACUUUCGACGGUGAAUCCUUCUUCAAGCUGGUGAAGAAACUACGCCAGCCAAUAUGUCCGGAAACACAAACGCUAUACGCCCCCAGCUUCGAUCAUGCGAUCAAGGACCCCAUUGACAACGACAUUGCGAUAGCACCGUCUGUUCGCAUCGUCAUUUUCGAAGGCAACUACUGCUCGCUCAAUAAAGAGCCAUGGAAAGAUGCGGCUGAGUUGAUGGAUGAACGGUGGUUUGUUGAUGUGGACUUUGAUGUCGCGAGGAAGAGAUUAAUUCAUCGACAUGUCAAAGCUGGCAUAGCGGCAAAUGAAGAACAGGCGGGUAAGAGGGCUGACGAGAACGAUUUGGUGAAUGGGAGGGAGAUUGUCGAUUUCCGCAUGGAUGUGCAUGAGCUGGUGAAGAGUCGGGACGAUGCGACAUGGGCGCCGGAAGAGCAGGGUGUAGGCGAUGGAAAGGACUCGGGGACAAAGAGAGAGAUGGCUCCUCUUGUUUGA
This is a messenger RNA of Parastagonospora nodorum SN15, 573 nucleotides long. RefSeq lists its product as hypothetical. The transcript has a single exon. NCBI's taxonomy places the organism in Eukaryota, Fungi, Ascomycota, Dothideomycetes, Pleosporales, Phaeosphaeriaceae. The record is from RefSeq and is a predicted model, not a curated record. The coding region runs from base 1 to 573 and encodes 190 amino acids. Gene Ontology annotation, cellular component: cytoplasm.